AUGGGACAUAAGAAAGCUGGGGGUGGAGGAGAGGGCGACUCUGAUCCCUCUUGCUGGCCUCUAACAUAGAGGCCCUCAGAGGGCCAGGGUGGGGCUGUCUAUGACCUUAUCUCUUUGCCUUCUGAGAGGCUCCUCAGUUCUGGGAUCCUGGCCAUGAGGGCACCCUCCUCUCUUGCCUUACUAAUCCUGCUGCUGCUGGCAGCUACUGGUCGUGGCCAAGAGGUCCAUGGGCCCUUCUGGGUUCGAGUCUUGCCACAAGAGGUGAACAUACUUCCUGGCAGCUCUGUUUGGAUCAACUGCAGCACAAGCUGUCCCCAGCCUGAAGCCUGGGGGUUGGUCACUUCACUGACUCAGGGGGAAAAAAAGACAGGACCAGGAUGGGCUGCUUUUCAGGUGCUGGAUGUGAGGGCCUGGGAUUCAGCAGCCCGAUGCUUCUUUACCUGUGUUGGAGAAACCCAGGAGGCCACUGCCACAAUCAAGACCUACAGCCCCCCACAAGCUGUGGUCUUGGAACAACCAACCCUCAUGGACGUGGGCACUGAAUACGAGUUUCGCUGUCACGCAGCCUUUGUCUUCCCUCUGGAGAAGCUAACUAUGAUCCUGAGCCUCAAAAGCAGAGCCCUGUCCUCUGUUAGCUUAGCUGGAUCAGGCUACCGCCUUGAGUCAGCCAAUGUGACCUGGACCCCCAGGUUCCAGCCACGCCUCCAAGAUAUGGGACAGCUACUGACCUGCCAUGCACAGCUUAACCUCGAUGGCUUCUUGAUCACUCGAAGCUCCAAGCCAGUGAGGCUAUACUUCCGAGAGAACCCGAUGUCUCAAGUGGUAGCCUGGCUUGCUUUAGCAGCCCUGGCCGGACUCCUAUUGCUUAUUUCAGGUGUGUUCCUCUUUCGGUUUAGGGGGCUGCUACAAUUGGAAGCCUUGCGCCCCUCUGGUGGAACCCCUGCAGAGAAGGUGUGA
This is a messenger RNA of Trichosurus vulpecula (common brushtail), 957 nucleotides long. It is a transcript of the gene ICAM4, whose product is annotated as intercellular adhesion molecule 4 (Landsteiner-Wiener blood group). The record is from RefSeq and is a predicted model, not a curated record. Gene Ontology annotation, molecular function: integrin binding. The transcript is spliced from 5 exons. NCBI's taxonomy places the organism in Eukaryota, Metazoa, Chordata, Mammalia, Diprotodontia, Phalangeridae. Gene Ontology annotation, biological process: cell adhesion.